CGAGAAAUGCUUGGUUGAUGGAUGGUUUCAUUUAGUCAUCGUGCAGCAAAGUUUUGGAGAAUGGACUUGUCAAGCAAUCUUAGUAUUUACUUUUCAUUGCGUGCAAAAAUCUUGCUACUCUUGAUAUUUACACGGGAAGCUGAAUAGAGAUGCAUCACCUUAAAGCCGUUCAAUAGCUGGGAUCAUUUCUAACUGACAUUUUCAGAGCUGAACUUAUGUGGGAUGGAUAACUCAUAAUUCCAAUGUAAGGAUUUAUUUCAGAAAACUGGCGAUUUUACUUAUAUGUACACAGAUCACGGGUCUAUGCUUGAUCUUUCCUGCUUGUUAAUUUGGUUACUUGUACCGCGUGUGUUGUCUACAAAUCUACCUUUAUCGUUCUUGUUUAAAACAAAAAAUAGUUGCUCAAGGACUAUUAAUGGAUUAGGUGUCCCUGACUCCCUGGAACAUAUUACUGAUAAAAUAUUAUGCGAAAGAAAUGCUUUGUGAUAUUAACUGUGGAUUAGGUGGCCAAAUCUGGUACUUGAGGAGCAAGUAUACUUGAAAGAAAAUUCAAUCAUUGAUGGCCCUUAAAAAGUAUGCUGAAUUAAAUUCCUGAAGAAGUUUAUUUGAUGGAAUAAUGUUAGCUAAGAUAAUAUUCUGCUCUGCUGUUUCUUUGGCCACAUUGGCAGUUCUCCUAUUAGCGCUGCUUUUAUCGGUUCCUUACAGAGAUCAUGAGAGUAAUUCGCAGAAGCCAUUGGUUGCAUUGUCCUUGUACAUCCAGCAACCAACAACUUUGAACCGUAACAUGCACCGUGAUGCAGAGACUUCUACAGGGGUGUUGACCUUCCAUCGGAUGCUCACGGAGGGACCUGAAAGCACGUCGACAAUUGUAGGAAAAGCACAAGGUUUUAUCAUACCUGUGGAGCAUUUUGCUCAUUCAGCCUUUAAUGUAAUAUAUCUGACAUUCAGCACACCUGAAUAUUCAGGGAGCUUGAGUAUUCAAGCAAAACAAUUGGAACAUAAGAAGAGAGAAGAGCUUAAAGUGGUUGGUGGUACAGGCUCUUUCGCCUUUGCUCGUGGCAUUGCUGUUUUCACAGAGGCCGAUCAGGAUACUUCUGGUGUUGAUGCUCCCAUUUAUCAAGUAGACUUACAGCUAACCUUUCCAAGUCAAUCGCAAUCUAUGCGGGUAUGAAGGGUCUAUUGAUUAGCUAGGACAGAUUUUUCAUUAAAAUUCUGGGAUUAUUAUAAUUAUGUCACACCUAUGUUAGCAGAAAUUGUAUAAUAUUUGCCAUGUAAUUUUGUCACUGUCCAAUAAAAGGCUUUAAAUUUUGCAUUUUUUUCUUUUUUUUCAAAACACUCAUAUGCUAAGAUACUCCAUAGUUAAACGUAUUUGGUUGGAAAUAAUCAUAGGAUGAGUGAUCCCC
Molecule: messenger RNA, 1403 nt
Organism: Chenopodium quinoa (quinoa)
Lineage: Eukaryota; Viridiplantae; Streptophyta; Magnoliopsida; Caryophyllales; Amaranthaceae
Product: dirigent protein 11-like
Exons: 1
Coding region: 617-1171 (184 amino acids)
Source: RefSeq, a predicted model, not a curated record